Messenger RNA from Ruditapes philippinarum (Manila clam), 643 nucleotides. RefSeq names its product proline-rich transmembrane protein 1-like. Bases 117 to 629 code for a protein of 170 amino acids. The transcript has 4 exons. NCBI's taxonomy places the organism in Eukaryota, Metazoa, Mollusca, Bivalvia, Venerida, Veneridae. Gene Ontology annotation, cellular component: membrane. The record is from RefSeq and is a predicted model, not a curated record.
CUGAACUUUUUUAUUGACCCUCAAAGUGAUUUGCACAGUAAAGUGAAUUUCAUGCUCAACCGAGAAAGAAAAAUAAUCAAAAUAAUAAUAAAAAGAACUUAAUAUUGAAAAAGAUCAUGUCAGAAAAGGGAUCGGAGCCGCUGAUAUCUGACAGUAAGCAAGCACAGCAGUUUAAUGGACCCCCACCACCAUGUUACACAAGUCAGCCUAAUUAUGUUCCCCCGCCGCAGGCAGGAUAUGUUAUUCAAGGUCAACCAGCUCAGCAAGGUUUUGUUGUACAGCCUCCACCACCUUAUGGUGUCCAGUUUACCAAUGGCCAGGUAGGAGUGCGGAAUGUUGUACCUUUGCCACCAGCCCAGGAUCACUUGCUUGCCGCCAUUCUCGUCACGGUGUUCUGCUUCUUUCCCACAGGGAUUCUUGCCAUUAUACGGGCUUCAGAUGCUAAAGCCGCAGCAUCAUAUGGGGACAUGCACACAGCCGAACGUCACUCGAAAAGUGCGAAGAAGAUGAUUAACAUCAGUAUAAUUGCCGGUAUUUUUUGUACGCUGCUGAUGAUUGCCCUCUUUGUGGUGUAUUUCAUGGUUAUAACAAACAACAUCAGGAGAGCUUACAACAGUAACGACUACUAACAUCAGACCGUCAA